AUGGCCAUGGAGAAAGCAACAGCACUCCUGAAAGGUCUGCCUUCAUCCAAGGUCCACACCUCGCUGAGCGCUGCCGUGAGUGCCGCGAACUCAUCAGAAGAGGGUAAGUGCUGGGCCGCUCUACAGCUUGGAUCGUCGACCCUCUCCGAGGUGCAGACGGCACUCCAACAAGGAUCCAAGCAUCUUGCGGUGCUCUUGGUGGCGACGCAGAAGCCUGUCUCCCAGCUCGAGGUCUUGCGUGCCAUGGAGUAUGGCGGUGUCUAUGUGGCUGCCGGAGACUUGGAGAGCUCAGGAAGCCUCCUCAAGGAGGCUGCCGGCUACAUGGAGGGCCCCGCCUUUGUGCUGGUCGCUCCAGCGGAGACCAUCAAGGGUGAUGAGAACUGGACAUCCUUCACCUACGACCCUCGCAAGGAAGACAAAGGCUUGCCUGCCUUCUCCACAGACAGCGUGCGCGUGCGUCAGGAGAUCCAGGGCUUCCUUUCGAGAGAGAGUUUGCUGACGCUGAUCGCCAAGAAGUCCUUGCCUUCCGCUACGGCCGCCGACGGUGGGGAUGCUGCCGCCCUCAGCGAGGGGUUGGCUGCUGCCUCAAAGACCGUUACCAUCCUCUACUCCUCCGACACCGGCCACGCAGAAGAGUGCGCCAAAGCCGUGGCUCGUCAGUGCCGCAACGGUGGCUUCGCCAGCAGCGCCGUGCGCUGUGGGACCAUGGACUCCUUUGAUGUGGCCGCACUUGCUUCGGAGCCCUUGGUCGUCUUCUGCGUGGCCACUGCCGGGAAAGGCGAGUUCUGCGGAAACGGCCGGAACAUGUUCGGCAAGCUACAGGAGCGAAGCGACCUGUCGCUCAGCGAUCUGAAGUAUUGCAUCUUCGGCCUCGGUGAUUCGCACUACUGGGGCAAGGGCACCGAGGAGUCCAAGUUCAACUUUGCCAAGCCGGCACGUGACUUGGACGAUCUUCUCGAGAAGAUGGGAGCGCAGCGCAUGAUGCCCACAGGCUUCGGUGAUGACCAGGACACAGACCAGUACCACACUGGCUUCGCCGAGUGGAAGGGCCAGCUGUUCUCCCGACUCGGUGUUGACAAGGCCGAUGCCGCCGGUGGCGGCGAUGAUGGCCCAGUGAAGACAGAUGAGCAGAUCAAGGUUGAGACCAAGCAGCUGCGUGGUAGCAUGAAGGAGAGUUUGGACGAUGUCACUACGGGCCAGAUCCCGUUCCAGGACACCAAGCUGAUCAAGUCUCAUGGAAGCUACCAGCAGGAUGACCGUGAUCUUCGCGAAGAGCGUCAGAAGAUGGGUGUCGAGAAUGCAUUCUCCUUCAUGAUCCGCAUCCGCCUUCCAGGUGGCUUCUGCACUGCCGAGCAGUGGAUUGCCAUGGAUGACAUUUGCCAAAACUUCGCCAAUGGCACUUUGAAGAUCACCACCCGGCAGACGUGGCAGGUGCACGGGGUCUUGAAGCGCAACGUGAAGGCCACGAUGCGUGCCAUGAACAAGGCCUGCAUGGACACCUUGGCUGCCUGCGGCGAUGUUUGCCGAAACGUGCUCUGCACCUCCCGGCCAGACGUCUGCUCUAAGGAGCUCCAUGCAGAGAUCUUGCACUAUACCUACGAGAUCCACGACCACUGCUUGCCCCGAUCCGGCGCCUAUCAUGAGAUCUUCCUCAUGCAGGGACCGGAGAUGGCGGAGAAGAUUCAGAUUAUGGGUUCCUUGCCGGUGGAGGAGGAGCCUUUGUAUGGACUCACCUACUUGCCGCGAAAGUUCAAGGUCGCGGUGGCCAUCCCUCCCAGCAACGACGUGGACCUCUUCGCCCACUGCGCAGGCUUCAUCGCCAUCAUUCAGAACGGCAAGCUGCUCGGCUUCAACGUGGCAGUUGGUGGUGGCCUUGGAUUCACGCAUAACAACCAGAAGACUCAUCCUCGCCUUGCGGACGUUAUCGGCUUCUGCAAGCCGGGGGAUGCGAAGUACGUCUGCGAGUGCAUCCUCACCGUCGCCCGUGACUUCGGAGAUCGUACCGGCCGAAAGCAUGCGCGAGUCAAGUACACUGUG
Molecule: messenger RNA, 2037 nt
Organism: Symbiodinium necroappetens
Lineage: Eukaryota; Dinophyceae; Suessiales; Symbiodiniaceae
Source: the annotation of a GenBank genome assembly